AUGUCAGUUCUUGGGAGAAAGUUAAUACAAGCCUUCAGAGACCAGAGACUUUGUGACGUAAAGUUAAAGCUUCAAGAUAAUUCCAUCAUUGAAGCCCAUAAAAUUGUAUUAAUUCUUGGAUCAAAAUGGUUUGAAGCCCGGCUUUGUGGAAAGUGGAAUCAUCCCAGUGAUGAAUCAAACAUAAUUCAGUGUGAUGUUCAUUCUAUUCGACAUACAAAGGAAAUGUUAGAGUUCUUGUACACUUCUGAAAUACACAUUACUUUAGAUAAUGUAGAAGAGAUUUACCAGAUUGCUGACUAUUAUAGUGUUACUGAACUUAUGGAAAAAUGUUGCAUAUUCUUAGAACAAAACAUAUCAAAAAAUACUGUUCUUAAAAUUUUAACUAUUUCUCAUGAAAACAGCAUAACGGAUAUCAAAAACAAAGGCCUUGAAUUUUUAGACAAACACAUUGAAGAAGUAUUAUUAAGUAUAACUACUGAAGAAUUCCAAGAAAUUCCUCUGGAAUUACUCUUGAAUAUUGUUAAAAGAGACAGUCUAUGCAUACAUGAGGAACUUCUAUUUAAUCACAUCAAUCUUUGGACUAAAAAAGUUAAAGAAGAAGACAUUCCCCACACCUGGCAUGACAUAAGUCCCUUUCUAAGGUUCGGAAUGAUGUCAAUGGACUUUUUUUUGGAAAAUAUUGUUAAUAAAGGCAUAAUUGACAAUGAAUUAUCUUUGAAGAUCAUGGUGUACUUAUCAACAGUUGAACAACAACCAGUACCAGAACAGCACUCCAAGAUAAGAUGUCUAAUAACAGACCAGGACAUAAUUAUCAAUCGCUUUUUACGUCACAGUCUACAUCCUACAUGGGUUGUUGAUAAUUCCCUAAAUGGGGACAGGAUAUCAUUCACUAUAAACUUAGAUACUUUCUAUUUAAGAGGAAUAUUUGUUUACGGUACAGAGACUGUAUGUGAAGCAGGUCUUUUGGUUUCCAUGUAUCUUUAUACUGGAAAUGGCCAGCUUUUAGGAAAAAGCCAAACUAAGCAGAAAACUCAGAACUACAAAGAAAUUCCAGUAAUAUUUCCAAAACCGUUGCUUCUUGUUAAAGACACCGUUUAUACAGUAGUUGUGCGGAUAAGUGGAGGGCCUACUUAUAAUGGUGUAGGUGGCUUGUCGACUGUAAAUGUUCAAAUGGGGGAGACGAGCACUCUAAAAAUUACUUUCCAAGAUGCUUUUGGAGAAACAAAUGUACAAACGGGGCAAAUUAAGGGGCUCAUUUUGAGAAAACGUUAA
Saccostrea echinata is the source of this 1272-nucleotide messenger RNA. Its product is annotated as kelch-like protein 3. Bases 1 to 1272 code for a protein of 423 amino acids. The transcript has a single exon. Gene Ontology annotation, molecular function: protein binding. NCBI's taxonomy places the organism in Eukaryota, Metazoa, Mollusca, Bivalvia, Ostreida, Ostreidae. The record is from RefSeq and is a predicted model, not a curated record.